Molecule: messenger RNA, 864 nt
Organism: Lottia gigantea (owl limpet)
Lineage: Eukaryota; Metazoa; Mollusca; Gastropoda; Lottiidae
Exons: 1
Coding region: 1-864 (287 amino acids)
Source: RefSeq, a predicted model, not a curated record
AUGAGUGAUGAUGCGUUAUUCGCUUGGUAUUGCGAAACGUAUUCAGAAAAAGACACGCGAAGAGCAAUUCCUUAUGCCUGCACUGUAAUUAAUUUAGAAAAACUAAGAAAAAAGUUAGAAACGAUAAAAGAUAUAUUUCUAAAUCCUACUGAUAAUGUUCCAGAAUUUUAUGAUAAACUAAUGAAUGUAGUAGAAAUAUUUGUAGGUACAGAUUGUAUAGAUCAAAUGUUGAAAUAUUUAGGUCAAUAUGAUAGAAAGAGAUUAAUAUUAAUUUCUCAUAACGGUAGUGGUUUUGAUAACUGGAUCAUGCUUAAAAAUACAAAAAAACUAACACAUUGCCCUUUAAAAACACCCAGGGGAAUUCUAUCUUUUCCUUUAUCUAAUCCAUACACAGAUGAAGAUUUACAGAAAAAAUGGAAAAGACAGAAAGAAAUAAAGGGUAAUUAUUUACAACAUAUUAAUUUCACAUGUUCCUAUCAACAUGAAAAAUCUAGUUUGGCGGCAUGGGGAAAUUCUUCCAAUCUUCCCGCGAAUUUGAGAAAGAUUGCCGACGUAGAUAUCGCUAAAUUCACGCAAGACAACUGGGAGGAAUUGAGACACGAAUGGGAACCAUAUGCAAAAAGGGAUACCCUAUGUCUUGGAGCUUGUUUGAUAAAAUAUAACCAAGUCAUGAAAGAAGUUGUAAACCAGAAUAUGUCCAAUAAUCUAACGGCUCCAUCUUUAUCUUUAAAGGGUUGGUAUUAUUUAUAUCAUUACGAUAAAGAAAUGGUUGAAGAAGAAUCGUAUGAAACUACUAGAAUGGUUGCGAAACAUACUGAUAAAGAAAAUAUAGAAAAGUUUAUUCGCACACUAAUCCUUUUAUAA